Molecule: messenger RNA, 2440 nt
Organism: Olea europaea var. sylvestris
Lineage: Eukaryota; Viridiplantae; Streptophyta; Magnoliopsida; Lamiales; Oleaceae
Product: transcription factor GTE2
Exons: 3
Coding region: 177-1988 (603 amino acids)
Molecular function (GO): protein binding
Source: RefSeq, a predicted model, not a curated record
AGAGAGGGUCUGGAAAACCCUCGCCCCUAUAUUUUCCUUUAUUUCUAUUUUGCCCUAAAAUUUUCCUUCGUCUUUCUUCCGGCCGAUGGCGGUGUAGUUUUCCGAUGGAUUCUCUUCGGAGAUAGUCCGCCGCAAUCUAAUCCCAAAAUUCUAAUUUUUUCCGUCAUUACACAUACAUGGCAUCAGCCGUUUUGGCGAGUCAGAAUGAAGGCUAUUGGGGUGAAAGAAAUGUUUACAUGAAGAAAUAUAAUAGUACUACACCUCCUCUCGCCACCCAGUUGAAUCCAAACCAUAUUAUCAAUCCGAUUCUCACCCCAAUUCCAAACCCCAAGCCUAACUCUAGUUUCAGACAGAUCCAUGAAGCCUCACCUAAACCUCAUGUCCGACAUACCAAUGAUCCAUCUACGAGGCCUGUUACGCCGCCGGCUUCGUCAGAUAAACAACAGCCAGCGUACGCAUAUAAGCCCAUUUCUGUCCAUGGCGAGUAUAUGAUGUAUAAUCUGAAUAUGUUUUCUAGAAGAGAGAAGAAAGAGCUCAAAAAGCGCUUGUUCUCGGAUCUAGAUCGGGUCAGGAGCCUUUUGAACCAGAUUGAGUCUCGAGACCAUGGGGUUCGUCCCAGUAUCCCGUUUUGGCCAACUAUGGUUCAACCAAAUUCCCUUGCGGUGGAGGCUCUGAGUCAGAAGCAGACAAUGAAAGUCACAGGGAAGAACAGUGGGAAGAAAAAUUUGGGGAAAAAGCGAGGAGCAGGGGCACACUCAUUUCCCUAUGACAGAAAGCCAAAGCGGCCUUCCGUGGUUUCUAACUUAUCAGUGAACAAGGUUCAUAGUAGCAUGAUGAAGAGGUGUCGUCAGAUUUUGACGAAAUUGAUGAAGCACAGACAUGGCUGGGUUUUCAACACUCCUGUUGACGUCAAGGGUUUAGGGCUCCACGAUUACUAUCUAAUUAUCAAGAGUCCGAUGGACCUUGGUACUGUGAAAUUUCGGGUGGAAAAGAAUGUGUAUGAAAGCCCGAUGGAUUUUGCAGCUGAUGUGAGGCAGACGUUCAACAAUGCUAUGAUCUACAAUCCUAAAGGCCAAGAUGUGCACAUCAUGGCAGUGACUUUACUCAACCUGUUUGAAGAGAUGUUUAACCAAGCGUGUAAGAAGUAUGAGGCGGAACAGAGGAAGAUCAGUGUUGCUGCAGCAGAGCAAUUGAAUCAUCAAAAAAAAUUUCCUGAAUUAGAACAUCUUUCGUUACACAGACGUUCGGAUGAAUCAAUAUUGAUGGCUAAAACAUCUGAUAUAAUGCGGCCACAAUUGAAAUUGCAGAUUCCAUCUCAAGUGCAGAAUGUUAAGUCCCCUGUUUCGGUGCCUCCUCCUCUGCAACCAAUCGCUAGGUCAGGGAAGUUGCCGAAGCCAAAAGCAAAGGAUCCCUACAAGAGGGAUAUGACUUCUGAGGAGAAGCAAAAAUUGGGGGCUUUGUUGCAGGAGUUGCCUUCUGAGAAAUUGGGUCAAAUGAUUGAAAUUGUAAAAAGGAGGACUUCAAAUUUGCUACAGGAGGGAGAUGAGAUUGAGGUUGAUAUUGAAAUUCUAGACAAUGAAACAUUGUGGGAACUUGAUAGAUUUGUAGGAUAUCACAAGAAAGCUGUAAGCAAGUUUCAGAGGCAAAUGCUUUUCCAAGAGGCAACUCCUGCAGAACAGAUCCUUGCCCAGCAUUCGCCAAGAGAUGAGCCUGUGGAGAUUGAGGGGCAACAGAUGAAGAAAGAUGAUGUGGUUGGGGAGGAGGAUGUUGAUAUAGGAGAGGAGAUUCCUGUAAAUAAUUUCCCCCCUGUGGAGAUUGAGAGGGAUGCUGUUGGUGCUGGUAAUGAAUCAAGCGGUUCUAGUAGCUCCAGUUCUGGCAGUGAUUCCUCCUCUUCCAGUGAUUCAGAUUCCGAGAGUUCUACCGGCAGUGAUUCUGAUGAGGAUAGUGUACAAUCACCUUUUGUUGUAGACAAAGAUAACCCGUGCUAAGCGAGGAAAGAGCUGGAAGUGUUUGCAGAUAUUUGUGUGUGGUUUUGAUUUCUUCUGGAUGAUGAUGAAGAGUUAACGUGGAUGGUUGAUUUCUUGUGGUGCUCAUGGGGUUUCUUUGCCUUGUUUCUGUUUGUUAGAAGAGAAGCUAUGUGGUUCUUGGUUUGUAUUUUGAUUGUUGCAGAUAUGGAAGUGUAAAGAGAAUGACAAGCAUUAGAGUAGUGUAGUGAGGUAAAAUCUGAAGAAUUUUUGUUAUAAACAGAUGUCUUCUAAUAUUAGGGUGCUAGAUGGAUGGUAAAUUGCAGGGAGUUAGGUUUUGGUACCAUUUUAAGCGUUGUAUACAGAAAAUCAGCUCAAGAUUUUCAAAGUAGAAGUAGAACAGCAGUAAAAAUGUACAGUAUAGUCAGUUGUGGGAAAUGCAAGGGAAAUUCUGAUGUCUCUUUGGACUCGAUGAA